This is a messenger RNA of Megachile rotundata (alfalfa leafcutting bee), 708 nucleotides long. RefSeq names its product coiled-coil domain-containing protein 12. Gene Ontology annotation, cellular component: U2-type spliceosomal complex; post-mRNA release spliceosomal complex. The record is from RefSeq and is a predicted model, not a curated record. Lineage: Eukaryota; Metazoa; Arthropoda; Insecta; Hymenoptera; Megachilidae.
AUUUACGUUACAUAUUACUAUAACAUAAGACGUAGAUUACUCUAGACGUAACCGACAAGUUUUGCUUGUAAUUUAUCUGACGCCAAACUUGUAAAUGUAAAAAAUAAUUUCGCGCGGGAGAACAUAAAGCACGCCAUCUGUACAGCAAAAUAAAUAUGGCUGAGGAUAAAAUAGGUUCGCUGGAAGAGGAAGCUUUGAAGAGGAAAGAACGCUUGCAAGCUUUGAAAAGAAAAACUGAAGAUAACAAGGAAAAUAAAAGUGAAAGUGCUAGUAAAUUGCCGAAACCAAAGUUUCGGAGUUACAAGCCACAAGAUGAGAGUUUGAAGGAUAAAGUAUUAGAGGAUGCGAAACCGGGAAAUGUAGAGGAAGAAGUACAAGAUCAAUUAAGUGCUGCGAACACAAAAGUUGUGAUUGAAGAACUGGAUAUUAGCAAUCUUGCUCCUCGAAAACCAGAUUGGGAUUUGAAGCGAGAUGUUGCUAAGAAAUUAGAAAAAUUAGAAAGGAGGACACAGAAGGCGAUAGCUGAACUCAUAAGAGAACGAUUAAAGCAAGGGCAGGAUGAUUUAGCAGCCGUAGUAAAUAUAGCAACUAAAGAACAGACAGAAACACCUAGUUGACAUCAUUAAUAGCUUUUCAUGUAUUUCUGUAUUAUAAUAUUUAAAUAGUUUUAUACAUGUAAAUAAUAAAAAAAUGCUUUUAUAAUAAUUA